GGAGAAGGUGGAAAAACAAGCGAGGGAGAGAGAGAGAGAACUGAAGGAGAAGGUGGAAAAACAAGCGAGGGAGAGAGAGAGAGAACUGAAGGAGAAGGUGGAAGAACAAGCGAGGGAGAGAGAGAGGGAACUGAAGGAGAAGGUGGAAGAACAAGCGAGGGAGAGAGAGAGAGAACUGAAGAAGAGGUACAAAGUGAAGGAGGAGAGAGAGACUGUGCUGGAAUUGAGACACGCCACAAACACAGAGACACGCAGAUAUUGUGGAAGCCAGAAAAGAGAGGUUACGCCUAACUCUGCCAUAGAGAGGAGAAGAGAGGAAGAGAGUGAGGAGAAGGAAAACUGGAAGGAAGAGAUGGAGAAGAGAAGGAAAGAGAGGGAUGAGAUAAUGAAGAGCAGAAAAGAGAGGGAAGAGAUGGAGAGAAAAAUAGAGGAAGAGUGGGAGAAGAGAAGAAAAGAUGAGAUGGAGAAGAGAAGGGAGAGAGAGAGGGAACUGAAGGAGAAGGUGGAAGAACAAGCGAGGGGGAGAGAGAGGGAACUGGAAUCUAGACACGUCACAAACACAGAGACACGCAGAUAUUGGGGAAACAGGAAAAGAGAGGUUACGCCUAACUCUGCUAUAGAGAGGAGAAGAGAGGAAGAGAGGGAGGAGAUCAAGAGGAGAAGGGAAGAGAUGGAGAGGAAAAGAGAAGAAGAGAUUGAGAGGAGAAGAAGGGGAGAGGGGGAAGAUAUGGAAGAGAAAGUGACUGUGAAACCCUUGGUUAACUGUCUUCAAUCAACACCACAGCAGCAGCCAACAGAGCCCCAAAAUGGUGGUCCAGCACUGUUCACGAGGAUCCCUAGUUUCCAUCUGACUGAAGAGGACGCUAUACUCUCACAGCUGUCCGAACUCGAAGCAAAACCAACCCAGAAAGUUGUUAAUACCUUCUGCCACAGAAUCAACAGCUUUGGAGAGAAGACAACCUCCUACUCUUUACCCUCCUCCUCCUCCUCCUCCCAGUCAGAGUUGCGUGUGGUUCUGCUGGGUAGGUCAGGGUCGGGGAAGAGUGCAGCAGGUAAUAUCAUACUGGGACGGGAGGAGUUUGUGUCUCGACCAGACAUGACCACAGCCGUCACUCAGGACUGUCAGAAGAGCAGGGCCCUCGUCGCCGGGAGACGGGUGGCAGUGGUGGACACUCCAGACUGGUUCCGCUCUGAGCACCCUCCAGACGUGGUCCGUUCCCAGCUGUCGUCCUGUGUGGCCCUCUCGGCCCCUGGCCCCCACGCCUUCAUCCUCUGUGUCCCCGUGGACCAACCAGCCCGGGCAGAGCUACAGGCUCUAGGGGCCCUGGAGAAAGUCUUUGGUCCCGGGGCGGUCCGGACCCACACCCUGGUCCUCUUCACUCACGCCGAUCGGCUGAAGGAGAGCGGGAAAGUGGGAGUGGAAGGAGUGGAGAAGUAUAUUUCGAGCCAGAGGAGAGAUUUGUUGGAGUUGGUUAAGCGAUGUGGGGAUCGGUAUCAUGUGAUAGAGAGAGGGAGCGGAGGAGAAGAGGAGAGGAAGAGGAGUGUGGGGGAGUUAUUGGAGAAGGUGGAGCAGACGGUGAGAGAGGGAGGAGGAGAGUGUUUCUCCUGUCCUCUCUUCCAGGAGGCGGAGGAUAGGGUGAGACAGAGACAGAAGGAGAUAGUGAGGGAGAGGAGAGGAAGAGGAGAGGAGGUGAAGAGACAAGCACUUCAUUCCUACUCCAUGCAGCCCUUGAGAGAGAGAGAGGAAGAGGUGGAUGAGGAGGAGAUGGAGAGAACGAGAGAUGAGGCGGAGAAGAGCGUAAGCGCCCUGGAAUUGGGAAAUCUUCCCUCUCUCUCGUCCUCCUCUGCAUGGUCUUCGUCGCUCCUUCGCUCGGUGUGGGAGAAGGUGGGGGCGGGAGCGAGUCAGGUCCCCAAGCUGACGGCUGGAGGUGCACUGCUGGGUGGGGUGGUGGGCGUGUUCUUUGGAGGGCCCAUAGGGGGAGCUAUAGGGGCCACUGCUGGAUCUGUGGUCACUGAGGUGGGGAGAAGGAGGUUUAGCAAGACAAAGAACUCAGCAGAAGAUACAGUUGCCACAGGGAGAAUAGAGGGAGAAAUCUUGGACAAAGUGUUGAAAACCGAGUGAGAGAGUCAGAUCCACACAAGUCGAUAUGGAUGUACAGUACAGCAUUUUAUGAGAGGUUAUUUGAUAGGUUUCUACUUAUGAUAUAUAUCCACAGGUGGUUGCCUGUGACCGCGCAGACGUUGUAUAUAUCUGUGAUUUAUAAACUGGGUUGGUCGAGUCCUGAAUGCUGAUUGGCGGACAGCCGUGGUAUAUCAGACAGUAUACCACGGGUAUGACAAACAUUUAUUUUUACUGUACUAAUUACGUUGGUAACUAGUUUAUAAUAGCAAUAAGGCACCUCGGGGGUUUGUGGUAUAUGGCCAAUAUACCACGGCUAAGGACUGUGUCCAGGCACUCUGCGUUGCAUCGUGGAUAAGAACAGCCCUUAGCCGUGGUAUAUUGGCCAUAUACCACACCACCUCGGGCCUUAUUGCUUAAACAUAAUGUUGGUAACGUACAACAUAUACUGAUGUGUAAGUUGUUUUGCGGCAAAUAACGGUUGUCAUUGACUUCUUUAUUGUUUUGCUGUAUUUCUUUUCCAGCUGUUACAAUUAUGACUUGUUAAAUAACUCUUCAUUAUUAUACAAAUUACAUUCAACAUGGGUUCUUUAAAUGUUAAACUACUAUUGUGCAUAUAGUUAAUGCUUUUGUUAAUGCUAAUAAAACACAUUGCAUGAUAAUAUCA
Messenger RNA from Salmo salar (Atlantic salmon), 2786 nucleotides. RefSeq lists its product as uncharacterized. NCBI's taxonomy places the organism in Eukaryota, Metazoa, Chordata, Actinopteri, Salmoniformes, Salmonidae. Gene Ontology annotation, molecular function: GTP binding. The record is from RefSeq and is a predicted model, not a curated record.